Molecule: messenger RNA, 3842 nt
Organism: Lactuca sativa (garden lettuce)
Lineage: Eukaryota; Viridiplantae; Streptophyta; Magnoliopsida; Asterales; Asteraceae
Source: RefSeq, a predicted model, not a curated record
AUGUCUUCUUCAGGGGUUAACCUACAAAGUUUUUUAAUUCCACUGAAGGAGAUCAAGUUGGCAACGGCAGAUUUCAGUCAUGAAACUCAGAUCGGAAAUGGUAGACUUAGUGUGAUCUACAAAGGUCAGCUCUCAAAACGUUGGGAAAACCGCAUUGUUGCAAUCAAACGAAUUAAAAAGGGUAGUAAACAAGGAGAGCAAGAGUUUCAUAACGAGCUCCAAAUGAUUUCUAUGUUUCACCAUCAAAGUAUCAUCCCUUUCGUUGGUUACUGUGAUGAAAGCAGUGAGAUCAUUAUUGUUUAUGAACAUGUUGUCAGUGGUAGCCUUGAUCAUUGUCUAAAAGACGAGAUUAAUAGGCGUUGCAUAACAUGGGCACAACGCCUGAAGAUUUGCAUAGGGGCAGCAAGAGGACUUGGGUAUCUUCACUCGGGUAUAGGUGAAGGCAUCCCAGUAAUUCACAGAGCUGUGAAGAGCUCAAAUAUAUUACUAGAUGACAAUUUGGAAGCAAAAAUUUGUGGUUUUGGUUUGUCACAAUUUAGCAACAUAAAACAGCGAAAUACUCGAAACAAUGCAAAGGCUUCGGGUACCAGGUUUUACAUGGAUCCCAUUAACCAUGGAAGUGGUGUAGUCAAGAUCGAAUCAGAUGUUUAUUCAUUUGGGGUCGUAUUGUUUGAAAUGUUGAGUGGGAUGUUGGCUGAUUCUACAAGGAGCAUCGAUGAUCAUAAGCCACAAACUCUGCUUAAUCUUGUUCGACGCUACUAUGAUGAUGGGGUGGAGAAGAUAACUGAUCCGUGUAUAAUAAAUCAGAUCAAUAGUCAAUCUUUUCAGAUGUUUAAAGAAGUAGCAUAUAAGUGUAUCAGUUUCAUAGUGGAGGAUCGCCCUACGAUGGAUGUGAUAAUCAAGAAACUUGAGGAAGCAUUAGAUGUUCAAGCUCUUGAGCAAAGUCGUUUAUGUUUAUUUUCACAGAACCAUGGAGCUACUUCAACCACUAUCGUUCAAAGCUACCCAUAUCAAAAUUUAGAACGUUUUCUAAUUCCACUAACGGCGAUCAACUUGGCCACUAAUGAACUAAGUAAAGAAACUCGAAUCGGAGAUGAUGGAAAUGGUUCGGUCUACAAAGGAAUACUCUCUGAACGAUGGAAAAAUCUCACAGCGGCCUUUAAACGCUUUAAUCCCAAUCGUUACCAAGCAGCACAUAAAUUUCAUAAUGAGAUUGGGAUGAUGUCCAACUUCGAUCAUGAAAACAUCAUCCCUUUCAUAGGCUAUUGUAAUGAAGGGAAUGAGAUGAUUAUAGUUUCUGAAUACGCUGAAAACAGUACCCUUGCUCAUCAUCUUUAUCUCUACCAAAGGAGUCGUUUCAUAACAUGGGAACAACGCCUUAAGAUUUGCAGAGGAGCAGCUAGAGGACUCAAGUAUCUUCAUUCAGGUCUUGGGGAAUACAACAGAGUGAUACAUAGAGACUUCAAUAGUGCACACAUAUUGUUAGAUAGCAAUAUGGAAGCAAAAAUUUGUGGUUUUGAAUGGUCAAUAUCAGUCGACCGAAAUCAACGACAAGUCACUGAACUUGCUGCGGUUAACACAAAUUCAGUUUACUUGGAUCCCAUUUACAGUGAAAGUGGCAUCGUUAAGACAGAAUUAGACGUUUACUCAUUUGGGAUUGUACUUUUUGAAGUGUUGUGUGGGAUGUUGGCUUAUAGUAAAAGGAGGAUUGGUGAUGAUCAACCACAAACACUCCUAAAUUUGGUCAGACGCUACUACAAUGAAGGACAGGAUAACUUAAUUGAUCCUCAAAUAAGAGGUGAAAUUAAUACUCAUUCUUUUCAUGUGAUUAAAGAAAUUGCAUAUCGAUGCAUUAGUUUGAACCUAAAGGACCGCCCCACAAUGAACACGAUCAUCAAGAGCAUUGAAGAAGCACUAGAUAUUCAAAACCACGGAGGAGUUUCUACAAUUACCCAACCCUACCAACAAUCUCAAAACCUAGAAAGAUAUCUAAUUCCACUGAAGGAGAUCACUUUAGCAACCGCAUGCUUCAGCUCUGAAACUCGGAUCGGAGAUGGUGGAUUUGGUGUCGUUUAUAGAGGACAACUCUCUGAGCAUUGGAAAAACUUCAUAGUUGCCAUCAAACGCCUUGAUCCUCAAGGUCAUCAAGGAAAGAAUGAGUUCCUUACCGAACUUAACUUGAUUUCCAAGUUCCAUCAUCAAAAUAUCAUCCCUUUCAUCGGUUAUUGUGAUGAAGCCAAUGAGAUGAUCAUAGUUUACGAGUAUGCUAACAAUCGAAGCCUUGAUUAUCAUCUCCAAGACCCAAAUAAAAGGCAUUGCCUAACAUGGGUACAACGCCUCAAGAUUUGCUUAGGGGCAGCAAGAGGGCUCAACUACCUUCACUCGGGGUUAGGUGAGGACAACAGAGUAAUACACAGAGAUAUCAAGAGCGGAAACAUAUUGUUAGAUGAAAAUAUGGAAGCCAAAAUUUGUGAUUUUGGUUUGUCGAAAGAAAGCACGAGAAAUCAACAACGUAGUCAUCUAUAUACAAAUGCUGCAGGCACCAACUUCUACAUGGAUCCCAUUUACCAUGAGAGUGGCAUCCUCCGUAAAGAGUCAGAUGUUUACUCAUUUGGCGUGGUGAUGUUUGAAUUGUUGAGUGGGAUGUUGGCUUUUUACAGAAAGAGCUUUGGGGAUGGUAAACCACAAUAUCUAAUAAGUUUGGUCAGACGCUACUAUAAGAAUGGGCUCGAAAAAUUAAUUGAUCCAUUUAUAAGAGAUGAAAUUGAUAGUCGUUGCUUUUAUACGUUUAAAAAACUUGCAUUUCAGUGCAUAAGUCACAAAUCGGAGGAACGCCCUACAAUGGAAACAAUCAUAGAAAGGAUUGAGGAUGCACUGGAUUUUCAAGAACUUAAGAGGUGUAAAAAGAGGAAAACUUGAGAACUUGCUAUUGUGGUUGCCUGGUUGGCAGGGUGUGUAUUUGUAUAUUAUCUAUAGUGGUUUGUUUAUUAUUGGUGAUGCAUUUACCCACUACAAAUAGGAUUUAAUUAUGUAAUUAAUUGUAACCCUUCCCCUAAACAUAAAGCUUAUAGUUUUUUUUUUUUUUUUUUGAACCGGCAAAUAGAGGGUAACCCGACCCGAUGGAUCAAGAAUGCCUGACGGGCCCCUAAACAUAAAGCUUAUAGUUAGUAUCAAUAUCCUUGUAGUUACCAAAUGACUUCUAGUCCAGCGGUAUCCGGUGUUGUCAUCCUUCCUUGAGGUUGAGGUUUCAAGUCUGAUAGUUAACAUAUAUGGAAUUAAUGAGUAGUUUAUGAAUAAAGUAGAUUUGACGUUAUAUUUGACCAAGAUUAUUUUCAAUUAAUUGUUCUUAAUUAUGCAUAUUGAUAUUUAUUAGACUAGCCGAUUAUAUUGUGAUAACUUGUAAUAUUUGUAUAUUAGAGGUGGUCAAGUGUUAAUAUUGUAAACUAUUUAUAUUCAUGUGAAUGAAAGGGAAAACAUUUUUGGUGGUAUCAUCUUCUCUCUCAACUCUAGCAGUCGACUUCUUCAACCCUAGUUGUAGAUCAUAAUCUUGUCCCUCUCAUUUCUUCUUCUUCAUCAGAUCUUGUCUAUUGCAAUGGCAACUCCUCUACAUCAUGCUGUUAUGGUAACCAAUAUCAGAAACUACAUUCCUGUUACUCUUGAAAUUGAAAACGAUAAAUAUACAUCUUAGGUUGAACUAUUCAAAAUCCAUUGUCAUGCUUUCCAAGUGCUCGAUCACAUUCUACCACCUGCUAUAGUCGAUCCCUCCUCUGCCAGCGACAAAGAUUCUACUACCAAGUCCAAGGAUUAGUGGCCACAUCUAGAUGCAACUGUUAUGCAAUGGA